AUGUUCAAUACGAAAAAUCAAACUUUAAGUCAGUGUAUCUUAAUCUUUUUGUUAAUGUUCAGAGUAACAAUGUCACAUUUUAUUCAACCUCAAUCCGAACCGUUUUUAUUAGUUGCAUAUGAUUCAAAUUAUGAAGAAAAUAAAAGUACAUCAUUAUUAAAUUCAGGUAUACAUAAAUUAUAUCAAAAAGAUACAUUAGUUUUUAUUUCUGAUAAUUCUGAAAUUGAUAACAAAACAACUAGUUCAUUUAUUGAAGGUUUAACAUUACUAAAUGGUUCAUUUAAAUUAAAUAAUAAUUUAAUAAAUGAUGAUGGUAUGAAAUUUAUAAGAGUUGAUCCAAAUACCAAAAGAUUAAAAGCUUGCCCCAAGGGUGAUUCAUCACAAAAUUUUUCUAUAAAGAAAGAUGAAUUAAAUCAUAAAAAUUCAAAUAUUUGGUGUGUUUGUUAUGAUGAUGAAUUAAAAUUAAGUUUUAUAUAUUUUGGUUCAAUUAAAGAAAAUUUAAAAUUUUGUGAUCAAGAGGAAGAUCAUGAAAUUAAAUUAAGAGUUGUGGGAAAAUAUGAUAGUUUUGGUACCAUACCUGAUUAUCCAUAUUGA
Lodderomyces pseudojiufengensis is the source of this 594-nucleotide messenger RNA. RefSeq lists its product as uncharacterized. NCBI's taxonomy places the organism in Eukaryota, Fungi, Ascomycota, Pichiomycetes, Serinales, Debaryomycetaceae. Bases 1 to 594 code for a protein of 197 amino acids. The record is from RefSeq and is a predicted model, not a curated record. The transcript has a single exon.